AUGGCUAAAAUCUACCGACCACUCGUAAGGGACGAAGUACGUUUCGUGAGGAUUCGUCCCGGUGCCUGGACUGAUCCUAUUCAAUACGAUCUGGUAUACUUACUGCUACCUACAGCCGAAUUCGGCCCAGUAGACGCAUGGUUUCCGGAGGUCUCAUCCUCUGUAGCACGUACAUUCCAGCAAUUAAACCCAAUUGAGCCACCGACUUAUCUCGAUGAAACUCCCAUGCAAAAGACUGUCAACCUCAUUGCUGGAUUGCGACAAUUGAGAGCUCUCCUUGGAGAUUCCUCUCAUGCACCCGAGAUAUUCGGUAACCCAAACAUCAUGUUCUGGAUAGACGCACUGUGUAUCGAUCAAGAGAACGUGGACGAGAAAUCGAUGCAGGCACCUCGCAUGGGAACGAUCUACGGAUCAGCAGUAACUGUUGUCGCCUGGUUAGGUGAAAAUGGAGCAGACGAUGGAAAGAUCCGAGAAAUCAUGGACCUAUUCGAUACCGUCCGUCCCAAGGAGCUUUUGAAUUUUUUCAAGCGUAUCGAUGCUAUAAUGGAGUCCUUGAGCAACGAACGACUUUCCGACAUCGAGCUCACUUUGGAAUGUCUUUCUCAUCAGCCAUGGUUCGAUAGAAUCUGGGUUGUGCAAGAGAUGUUAUAUAUGCCAGAAUACACCAGUUUUACUCCAGCGAACCUUGGGUUGCUACAAGCCCGUGGACCGUGUUGCGGCUACUGUGUCAUGACUUAA
Alternaria atra is the source of this 738-nucleotide messenger RNA. RefSeq lists its product as uncharacterized. The transcript has 3 exons. Lineage: Eukaryota; Fungi; Ascomycota; Dothideomycetes; Pleosporales; Pleosporaceae. The record is from RefSeq and is a predicted model, not a curated record. The coding region runs from base 1 to 738 and encodes 245 amino acids.